Molecule: messenger RNA, 2556 nt
Organism: Stylonychia lemnae
Lineage: Eukaryota; Ciliophora; Spirotrichea; Sporadotrichida; Oxytrichidae
Source: the annotation of a GenBank genome assembly
AUGUAAUAUGAGGAACUUAGUGAUGACUAAUUUGUUAAACAUGCUGAGAGACUAGUCAACUUUAGAGUAGAUGAUAUUGAGAACUCACCCCUUCGACGCUUUAAUAACGAUAAUAUUCUGAUGCUAGAGAGAAUAGAAGACAUUGAGAGAGCAGUUGCGGAGUCACCAGACAAUAAAUCAUUCAAAUCUAGGUCUCCUAGCAUGAAAAGAAAAAACAAAAGUCCAUCCUAAACUCAACUUGAAAAUGCAUUCUGGAAUUGUGAUUCUAAUCUAGUCGUGAAAGAUAUGCUUGCUGUUUCAACAAAAAAGACCAAUGAAGAUUUGAAGGCGUUUAAAUUGAAACUUGGCGGAGGGUAAAUUUAAAAAGAUGAGAAGGAUAAUAAUGAUAAAAAUGAAUAAGAUGAGUAACAACUGCAACAAUAAUCUAAAGUGAAGUUGCAAACUCCGAAGAAAAGUGAUGCAAGAGAGAGUGCCUCUAAAAGGACCCGAUCUUUAUUUAAUUAGAAGGAAAAGGCUCGAAGAACGUAGACUAGGCUUAUAGAAUAUGAGGAAGAUAGUGAUUAUAGUCCUGGCAAGAGCUCAGUGAAUUUAUCAAGUAAUGAUGAAAAUGGAGAAUUUGAUGAUUUCGCAUUGAUACAAAGUGAGUUUGACAAUGUGAAAUAGGAACGUGAGGAGCAAACAAAGUUAGCUAAGCUUAAGGAUUUAUACCAAAACCAUCUGCAUGAACUUCUGAUUUAAAAAUAAACUCUGGAGAAGUAAGUUAGAAUGGAACGAGCACUAAGAAUGAAAUCUGAUCAUGAGAUUAAAUACCUUAGAAAUAAGCUGGAUGUAGAAAUGAAGACAAUGAAAUCAAAGAUCGAGGAUGAAUUCAAGUUAAACUUUAACAGGAGGCAAAAUGAGAUGUGGACAAAGUUUCAAGUAGAGCAAUCAAACGUAGCUGCAUAAUAUAAUGAGCUCAGAGCUUAUCAAGCAAAAAAGCUUACAUUAAUGUCUAAGAUGAGUAGAGUCAUCUGCUGGUAAGAAAAUGAUGUCGUGGCAUUGAGAACUUAGUAUAAGUAAGCAGAAAGAUAGAAUAGAAUGCUCUCUAAUCCAAGCAAAGUAAGUUUGAUGUCGUAAAAAGGAGGAUCGCUUAUAUCAAAAGAAGAAAGAGAAGAAGCAGCAAGAGUUCAAGAGAUAGAGCAAAUGCAUAGAGAUGAGAUUGAAAGAUAUCAGGAUCAUAUAAACUAUUAGGAUACAGAGAUAGAGCACAUCAAAUAAAUAAUGGAGAGAUGGGUAACUUAAAUAAAUGCACUAAAUGACUAGAUCAAAGAACUUAAACAGCUUAAUGAAAAUUUGAGAUAAUAGCAUAAAAAUGAAGUGGCAAUUAUCAUUGAUAAAUACGAGACAACUAUCAAAUAGCUAUAAAAAUAGCAAGUAAGCGAAAAGGGACAAAUGAGUGAAUACCGAAAUCAUGUUGAACACGAACUAGGGUUAAAAGACAAACUCUAAGAAAGACUAACUGGCUAUAUAGAUGUUCUAAGGAAAGAAGUAAUUACUGCCAAAAGAAUAAUGGCUAAUCCUAAAUUGAGAGACAAUGCUUAUAAUGAAAUAAACUUUGAGAGGGUUUAUUACUAUGAUUAUGUGCCAAAGACCAGAGAGGAAGGCAUGCAAGAAAAAAGUUUUGAUAAAAACUCAGUGUCUAUCAAAAUCAAACCUAAAACUAUAAAAGAUAAUGUUGUAUUAUCAGGAAACAUCAUAAAUAGACAAGGAACAAUAGGAAGUUCUAUGUCUUUAAAAGACUAUGAAAACUCUAAUCCAAGGCCAGCAACUUCAGGAGAUCCUAAUAAAAGCUUGAAGCGGCGAAGGCAGCUAUUCAUAAACUAGAAUCCAAAUGAUAGGACUACUCAUGCAUCGACUAUAAAUCAUCCAGUAUUGUCCUCCUCUGCUUUUAAUAUGGAUGUAGAAUCACCAAAUGUUUAGGCCUCAAAGUUUAAACUGGAUAGAACAUAGUAUGAUAGAAGAUUUGUCUAGACUGCUAAGAACUCACCUAGACCACAAAGGUAAAGCAACUUCUCCAAUAACUUCAACAUAAUGUCCAACUCUAAGCAAGAAUCGACACAAUUUGAUAUGGAGUCAGUUUAAAAUAACAAUAAUCCAAAUCACAACUUCAACGUAGAAGUCUAGAAUGUGAUGAAGGGCUGGAGUAACAAUCAUUCAGUAGAGCGGAAACCCCUAAUUAAUACAUCUAUUGGUGAAAACAUCAACAUAAGCAGUAAAAUCAAUAAUGAUGGUAAGCAUCAUAAUAAUGUGAACACAUCAUUGCUAAAUUCCAUUGAAUAUUCUUUGGAAAACAGCACAGUUUUUAGGAAUAAAGACUUAGCAUAGAUAAAUUUUGGGCUAAAUAUGAGUAGUACUCCCAUAAAUCAAAGACCAAGUAAAAUGAGAGCAACAAGUACUCAUUUUCAGAGCACCUAAAAUAACAAUACUCCUAAGACAUAGCAAAGGUAUUAAUUGCAGUAAACUUCUGUAAUGGCUAAAGUUUAUUUUAACAUGGAUAAUAGUGUCACUUCCAAUUGA